Molecule: messenger RNA, 2382 nt
Organism: Symbiodinium sp. CCMP2592
Lineage: Eukaryota; Dinophyceae; Suessiales; Symbiodiniaceae
Source: the annotation of a GenBank genome assembly
AUGGGCUGCGGCGCGAGUACGCAGUCGAAGAACGGAACGCAAAAGAGUGCACCGCUCUCUCCAGAGGAGCGUGUCAAGGACAAGAAGGCGGCAAAGGAUGAGAACAAGGCCUAUGCCGCAACGCUGCAAUUCCUGGAGCACGUACCUCUGAUCAAGCGACUACCCAAGGACCAGCACCCCUUGGUCGCUUCUGUCUGCGUGCAGACGGAUUUCAAGAAGGGGGACACCAUCAUCAAGCAGGGCGACUCCGGUGACGAGUUCUACGUCAUCCGGCACGGAGAAGCCUCCGUGCACGUUGGCGACAAGGGCGGUGCGCGGGUAGCUGGCCUCAAGGCUGGGGACUACUUCGGGGAGAAAGCUUUGCUUCGCGACGAACCCCGCACCGCCACGAUCGUUGCGGAUACGAUGCUCUCUACCCUGAAGAUCACGCGAAAGGCAUUCCAGGAUUUGGGUCUUCAUGAGAAGCUGCAGUUCGCCAAUCGACGUGCGGUUGGCGGCGGUGGCAACGUGCAGCAGCAGAAGGCCAAGCAGCCGACGCCGAAGACGGAAGAAGAUGUCGCUCUGAUCUCCGAAGCCCUCAAGAGCAAUGAGAAUCUCGCUACGAUGACGACCCUCGACGAGUCUCGUCUCCGGGCCUUCAUUGACGUGAUGUGGAGGGAAGAGAUCAAGGAAGGCCAGAUGGUCAUCGAGGAGAGCGACCUCAACGCAGACUACUUCUACGUGGUCGAGUCCGGUCGCUUCGAGAUUUUCGUCCGGGAGGGUGAAGAGGAGGGUGGUGGAACGAGCGCUGAAAAUGCCCUGCUGCACGUGGAGACGAAGGUCUUGAAUGUCGUGUCACAGGGAGGGAGCUUUGGCGAGCUUGCUCUGCUGUACUUCGUCCCACGUGCAGCGACCGUCAAGGCGCUCACGGAUGCCACGGUGUGGGUCAUCGAUCGCGGCAACUUCAAGGACAUCUUGAUGAAAGUGUCGGACAACAAGAUCAAAGAGUACGUGAGAUACCUGAAUGAUGUGAGCAUUCUGGAUACCCUUCUGGAGACUGAGAAGAAGGCUCUCGCCAAGGCUUUGGUUGAGAUGCACUUCACGCAAGGUGAGGAUGUCGUUACCCAGGAUGAGCCUGGCAACACAUUCUACAUCAUGUACGAGGGCACAGUAGACAUCGUGAAAGAUGGGGCCGUCCUGAAUACCCUGGAGGCGAGCGUGAGCCGUGGCACCGCCCAGUUCUUCGGCGAGAAGGCACUCCUCGAAAACGAGAAGCGUGGUGCCACUGUGACGGUGAAGUCCCGGACGGCAAAGUGCCUGGUCCUUGAUCGAGAUUCAUUCGACAUGCUACUGGGCCCACUCAGCGAGAUCAUCCAGGGACAGCGAAACAAGAAAGCAGCGCCUGGGGCUCGCGGGGAUGACAUCGCGCGCGGCAGGAUAAAGCGGCACGACCUGCAGCGCAUUGGUUUGCUCGGCUGUGGUGGCUUCGGUACCGUCGAGCUCUGGGAGCACAAGGCAACCUCGGAGACCUACGCCCUAAAAGGCCUCAGCAAGGGCUACAUCGUCAAGACCGGCAUGCAAGACAGCGUCAUGAACGAGAAAAACAUCCUGAUGAUGACGAACUCGUCCUUCAUUACCAAGCUUUGGGAGACCUACAACGGAACCCAGACGUUGUACUUCCUCCUGGAGCCUUGCCUGGGCGGCGAGCUCUAUGCCACCUACAACAGGAGAGGUUUCCACGGCAGCGAGAAGCAUGCGAAGUACUACACGUCGGGCGUAGUCUUUGCCUUCGAGCACCUCCAUGAGCGUCGCAUCAUCUACCGGGACCUGAAGCCCGAGAACUUGCUACUCACCGAGUCGGGACACAUCAAGCUCACCGACAUGGGUCUGGCAAAGUUUGUGAUCGGCAAGACCUUCACGAGCUGCGGGACUCCGGACUACUUCGCACCAGAGUUGAUCGCCUCCACCGGCCAUACGAACGCAGUGGAUUGGUGGACACUCGGCGUCCUCAUCUUCGAGCUCAUGGCUGGACAUCCUCCUUUCGAGAGUGCCUACCCGAUGCAGAUCUAUGCGAAAGUGACGAAAGGCAUUCAAAAGGUGCCCUUCCCACCGCAGAUUAACGCCUCUUGCAAGUCGCUGAUCGAGGGCUUGCUGCAGCAAGAUCCGUCCCAGCGGCUUCCCAUGAGGCCCGGUGGUGUCAAGAACCUCAUGAACCACAAGUGGUUCGCUGAGCACGACUGGGAAAGCAUGAGGAAUCUGGCUCUGAGCCCACCGUACAAGCCUGUGGUCAAGAACAAGCGAGACCUCGCAAACUUUUCUGCUCGGAAAGAGGAUGCUCCGAGGCAGCUCGAAUACAUCGACCCGGGCACCGGCUGGGACAAGCACUUUGCCACGUCCACAUGA